AUGACAUUUCUUUCAAAUAUGUUACGUGAAGAAGGUGGUUAUGAAUAUCAAAAGGCAAUUGUUAAUACAAUUAUUUCAAUUGUUGAAGAAAAUCCUGAAGCAAAAGAAGCAGAUUGUGAACAUACAUCAUUAGCUACUCGUAUUCUUCAUUUAUUGGGUCGUGAAGGACCACGUACAACAACACCAGCAAAAUAUAUUCGUUAUAUUUACAAUCGUGUUAUUCUUGAAAAUGCACCUGUUCGAGCUGCUGCUAUAAGUGCAUUAGCUAAAUUUGGUACAGCUUCAGAAGAUUUAUUACCAAAUAUUUUGGUACUUUUACAACAAACAACACUCGAUCAAGAUGAUGAAGUUCGUGAUCCAAUGAAUGUAUCAUUAUCAUCACUUGAACGUCUUUUACAUCGUUAUACAAUUGAACCAACAACAAAACCAUUUGAUGUUCGAUCUGUACCUGUUGAAGCAGUUCCGGUUGAACAACAUAAAGAUAUUAGUAUUGGUGUUGGUCUUUCACGUCCAGGAAUUGAAUCGAAAACAAAUCGAGAAGAUACUUAUGAUGAACAAUUAUCUGCUAUACCAGAAUUUGCUCAUUUGGGUCCAAUAUUCAAAUCAUCAUUACCAGUUGAUUUAACUGAAAGUGAAGUUGAAUAUGUUUUUGAUAUCAAUAACACACUAAAUGAUCAAUUAUUAGAACGAGUAACUGUUCAAAUCGAUGGAUCAGCUGAAGGUUUUGAAGUUGUCCAUUAUACUCCUUGUCAAGUUAUUAAAUGUAAUGAUACGGGUACAACUUAUACAUUAGUUAAAUUACCUGAUGAUUCAUCAGCUGUAACUGGUACAUUAGCAUGUACAAUGAAAUAUACAGUUAAAGAUUGUGAUCCAACGACGGGUGUAUCAGAUGAUGAAGAAGGUUAUGCUGAUGAAUUUCUUGAAGAUAUUGAAAUAACAGUUAGUGAUCAUGUACAAAAAGUACUUAAACCAAAUUGGUCUGCUUCAUGGGAAGAAAUUGGAGCUGAAAAUGAACUUGAAGAUACAUAUACAUUAUUAAUUCCAACACUU
Molecule: messenger RNA, 1050 nt
Organism: Rotaria sp. Silwood1
Lineage: Eukaryota; Metazoa; Rotifera; Eurotatoria; Philodinida; Philodinidae
Source: the annotation of a GenBank genome assembly